Messenger RNA from Sodiomyces alkalinus F11, 1104 nucleotides. RefSeq lists its product as hypothetical. The record is from RefSeq and is a predicted model, not a curated record. Bases 265 to 984 code for a protein of 239 amino acids. NCBI's taxonomy places the organism in Eukaryota, Fungi, Ascomycota, Sordariomycetes, Glomerellales, Plectosphaerellaceae. The transcript has 2 exons.
ACCUCCUCCCUAAGAAUAGCAUCGUACCUAACCUGUAGGGCUCACGUCUGUGGUCACUUCAUUUCCAGAAACAUCCGGGAACACACCGAGGAGACUUUUUGGGUCAUCCUGCACAUGAUCGUCUAGAAUAUAUCAAUCUCCUCUCUCUCCCGUCGUCUAGUCGUCAUCUGCUGAUUAUCGUCGCACGGUUUCCCUUGUAUCAAAAAUCUUCGACAUCAUCCGCCACUAUAUCUCCUCUUCAUCACCGAUCCCGGCUGUAACAUCAUGUCUCCAACACUACUCGCACGCCAACCACACCAUUUUAUGGGACACGACAUGAGCCCACGAGACAUCGAAGAGUCCUCGCAAAGCCAGGAUUCCGUUCUCGUGCUGGUCCCCUGUGCCGUCCUGGGCGCCCUCGCCGCCGUAUCAGUCGGCGUAGGCCUAUUCUUCGGCAUCAAAGCCGAACGCGAGUUUCGCGAAGAGCGCAGACAAGAACCCCACCUCACUCGACGGGAGUUCCUCCGAAGGAGAAAAGCCUCCAAGUCGGGACCCCUGGACGACGACGACCACAUCGACUAUCUCCAGCAGAGCUCCAUGCUGCGCAAAUCCCUAGGGGGCCGCUCGUCGCGCUCCGCGAGCCAGAGCUCUGCUUCCGUCCGCUACCAUACCAGCCUUGACGGCCAACGCCCCGGCGAUGGCUCCUGGCCGCCCACGCUGAGAACCAACUUUGGCGUCUUCGACGAGGCCGAAUACAAGGAGCCACAUCCGGGCACCGAGAUCAAGAUUCCCAUGCCUCCCCCUUCUCCCCUCGACCCUUCCGACAUCCCUCAGCCUGCGCCCUGGCCUUUCACUGCCGCUUCUACACCUCCCACCGCCCUGUAUCCGACUAUGCCGCCGCAUCCUAACUCCGCUGGCCGGCCAUACCAUGGAGCAUCCUCUUCCGCUUCCACAUACAACAACUACUCAAUAUUUCCCCAACCUACACAUGGGGGCAACUGGUAAAACAUUACCAAGGCAAACCAAGAGCUACGAGCCCGCCUCGUACAUUUCUCUAUUAGUUCACUUUUCUUUUGUCCAUUUGCAUUACAGCGGGCGUUUGGGAUUUUUAGGAUAGUAUUUGCC